Molecule: messenger RNA, 1557 nt
Organism: Melampsora larici-populina 98AG31
Lineage: Eukaryota; Fungi; Basidiomycota; Pucciniomycetes; Pucciniales; Melampsoraceae
Exons: 9
Coding region: 1-1557 (518 amino acids)
Source: RefSeq, a predicted model, not a curated record
AUGGCUUCUCAAACUUAUCAUCAAUCAGUGCUUAAGUCGGAUCAUGAUCAAGUUGAAACCAUUGAUAUUCAAAAUCAAAAUCAAAUCAAAAUCCAACAAACUUCACCAGAAUCAACAUCGGAUCUUACCAUUUGCAGUCCAGAUGAAUUCAACAAAACAGUUUAUAAACAACCAUCGGGAUCUUUCUCUUCUAGUUCUAGCGAGCUUACAAGAUUUGGAUCCAAAUGUGAUUUACCGCAUCUUAAUACUAAUCUCAAUGGUCCCAAUGUUGGUUCUAGUGUUACGAUGGUGGCUGAUUUAGAUAGAUAUAAAAAAAACGACAAGAAGGAAGAAGGAAAGUCUGAUGAGAAAGCUAUAAUUAAAAUUAAAGAUGAUGUAAAGUUUUCAAAAAGAUUUUACAAUUUUUGUUUAAAUUUCUUGACUUGGUUUACACCUUAUAGACAAAUUUUAUUUCUCGUGAUCUUCAUAAAUGCACUAAUCAUCAUAGCUAUAUCUUCUGGUUUGUUUGGUGGAGCUAAUAGAGAUUUAUCACUUCUUGUGAUUAUUAAUAUCUUCAUUGCUAUUGGAAUUCGAAAUGAAUGGGUGAUCAGAUUUAUUUAUUGGAUUUUCAUUAAAGCUUUCAGAAGUUCUAGAAUUCCUGUUGGUAUCAGAAAAGAAAUUGUUGGAAUAUUGUAUCAUAUUGGUGGAUUGCAUAGCGGUUGUGGAGUCUCCGCUAUGUUGUGGUUGGGAUUAUCCGCUUAUCAACACUUCAAGAAUCAUAAAGAAAAGGCAUAUCAUCCUGCACUUUUAAGUAUAUUAUCGAUGGCUAUCUUGUGUGUUGUGAUGACCUGUAUUGUGGCUACUCCGAUUGUACGCGGUCCCAGACACAAAUUUGUUGGAUGUAUAAUGUCUUCUUGGAUCACGACGCGACAGGUCUCAGUUGAAGUCUUCACCUCUUCAAAAAAAGCAACGGUUAUCAAAGUACCAGGCGGAUUAACUUCAGGUGUGCAUACUCGUAUCUCUCGUGGUGGAUUAAAAGAAUGGCACAUCUUUGGUUCUAUAAGUUUAUUUAACUUUGGACAACUUAGUGAAGGAAAAAAUGCGGAUUGUCACUAUUUAGUUGCAGCUGUACAAGGUGACUUUACAACAAGUUUAAAUUUAGAACAACCCACACGACUAUACACAAAAACUUGGAAGCCUGCUGGAUUACCGUACUUUUCUAGAAUGUUUAACAGAGGUGUAGCGGUUUGUACAGGAUCGGGUAUUGGUGCAGUAGCUUCUACUUGUAUACAACAUUCGGAUUGGUUUUUGAUUUGGAUUGGACCUGACCUGAAAAACACCUAUGGUACCGUCUUGAUGGGUUUAAUUGAAACCAAGAUCCCAGAAGAAAGAAGAUUAAUUUGGGAUACUCGUAGUAAAUUAGGUAGACCUGAUGUUUUUCCACUUUUAGCUAAAACUUAUAAAGAAUGGAACGCUGAAGUCGUCCUUUUUAUUGGAAGUCCAGCUCUUAAUCAAAAUAUGCUUAAAUCUUCACUCGAAGCUAAAAUUCCAUUGUUUGGAUCAAUUUGGGACGCAUAA